CAAAAAAGUUUAACAAAACACACAGAAACAAGAAAUUGCUGUACAGUACAAGGGACCUUACUGACCAGUACAGUGCAGUGAACCGUACCGACGAGUUUAGUACCGAGUACACAGUAGAACCUAUCAAUGAGUACAGUUGUACAUCUCAAGGACUAUCUCCAGGCCAGGCUGAAGAGUAAAGAAUCCUUGUUUCCAGAAUAUGAUUGGGCAACAGACUAUCCAUCCUUAGACCCCAGACAAGGUUUUUAUAAAUCUUCUUGUUUUGGAAACUCUGGAAAAGUACUGCGACAUCGAAACUCAACGUCCUGUAUUCCUGAUUACCUGAUAUUGGUUCAAGAAUGUACAAAAUCUACUGCUAUAGCUCUAGAUUUAAGUUUGUACAAUUCAUGGAUAGAAAACACCAUUUUAACAGAUGUUUUAACAGUACAAGAAUCGAACAGUACUGUACAAUAUGUGCCGAAAGUAAAACACUUACUCGGCAAACACAUUAGAAAAUCUCAAAACUGUCAGAGCGGAUAUUAUCAGAACUAUGAAGUUUACCACGCACAAUCCAGGAGAAUAAAACCCUUGAACACAAUUCAGGAUGCAGAGCCACAGUUUAAUCCUUUAUCUCAGAAUCUCCGAGUAAUAACGGAGUGUGGAGUAGAAAUCCGCCUGGAGUCGGGAAUAAUUCAUUCUCCCAUACAUUUCAGGGAUAUAAAAACUGGAAAUGAACUGAAAACACUACAAUAUCUGAACUACAAGUAUAGGCCAAAUAUGGAGUGCGAAUGGGUGAUUACUGCACAGUCUAAGGAUCAGAAAAUUGGAAUCAAAUUUCUGUACUUUGAUCUUCAUCCUGGGUUUGACAAAUUAGAGAUUGAGGAUGAGGAUGGAACAGAGAUUGCGAGGUUUGGGGCUGGUAAACCUACCAGAACCAUUAUAUCAGGAACACAUCAGAUUAGGUUAAGGUUUCAGACUGAUUAUGAAGGAGAGAGGAGAGGGUUUUCUUUAUCCUUCCAACCCGUCCAGGUUCCAGACUGUGGAGGAGAUUAUUUUACUCAGUCGGGUACAAUACAUUCUCCAAAUUUUCCGUUCUUCUAUCCUCCUGCUACAACCUGUACCUGGAGUAUAACAGUCCCAGGACCUGGGACGAUUAAAGUUGAUUUCUCCGUGUUAAACCUUCAUCAAACAGAUAAUAUAGAAUUUAGGGACGGGUUGGAUGAAUCUGCUCCAUAUAUCUGUUCUGUCUCUGGUAACUUCUCCAACCCUAUCUACAGUACUGGGAACAGUAUACAGAUAAUAUUCAAGACAAAUGACUGGGGCCAGAGUGAAGGAUUUCGAGCCAGAUUUCAAAGCCAGGAUAGAUUGUGUGGAGGGAGAGAGAUCUUAAACCAGAACUCAAUCAGUUUAUCCCAACCUAACCUAGACCAGCAGGGACAGUACAGACAAGGAUAUGUAUCGUGUAGAUGGGAGGUAGUGGCUAAACCAAGACACUUUAUCAAUCUACAGUUUGAUGCUUUAUCUUUUGGUUCAGCUUCAACCCAAUGUACAACUGGGUACCUGGAGCUAAACGAUGCUGCCACGGAUUCAGAUCACAUGCAGAGAUUCUGUCAGGGUAUGGGUGGAAAGGAGUGGAGAAGUUUAUCCAACAAGAUUUACCUGGAUUACUUUAACAACAUGGAGAACAACAAGUCCAAGUUAUCCAUCAGGUUGGAUCAGAUAAGAGGUUGCGUUAUUCCUGGUCUCCCCUCUCUGGGUACCAAGAUAACCUGCCAGUAUUCAGCAGUAAACAGGAACAAGUUGACCUGCAUACUGGACUGCAAACUAGGGUUCAGAGGUAUGAGUUCCGACUGUUAUCUUUACCAUGGAACAUGGAACAUGAAUCUUCAUUGCUCCAAGAUAAAUAGGAACCCUUCACAGUUCCAGAGGGGGAGGAAGAACCCUUCACAGUUCCAGGAGAGUAUGAGGAACCCUUCACAGUUCCAGGAGGUUAGGAGGAACCCUUCAACGUUCCGGGAGGCUAGGAUGGAAGGAUUAUCUAGAAGUCAGAACAGUACGCGGAACGCAAAUAGAACCCAGGGAACACAGUACAAGAGCGAGUACAGUAAUCGUUCCCGAGUGAAAAAGUACUUGAAAGAGUUUGUUGUUGGGAGAGAAAUCAGAAAGGUCAAGGAAUAUCGGGGGAAAAGGAAAAGGAAUAUUAUGAAUAAAUUACGAAGAAUGCGGAAGGAAAUAUCAAAUGUAGAGUCAAAGCAUAAAAGAGAUCUGAAAGCUAAAACCAAACGAAUGAGAAUUCGGAAAAGGUUACUACAGAAGGUGGCAAGCUGCCGGCAUGAAGAGUUAACAGGAUGUAUUAUGCCUCCCCCUGUAGAAAAUACAGGGGUUGAGUGUACUGUGAGUAAAGGGGGAACAGAGUGCAGGGUUUCAUGUUCAGGGGGUUUAGUUUCACCCUCAGAUUAUACUGUUUGUCAGAGAGAUCGAAGUGGUUGGGAAGGAAGGUGGAGUCGUAUUAUUCGUCCUUGUCAACCGGACUGUAGCCAGACUGUACCAAGGAUACCUGAUGGGAAGGUGUCCUGUACUGCAUCAGGAGAAACUAAACUUAAAUGUACAGUGUACUGCAGAUCUGGAUUUGUCGGUAGUUUAUACUCACAGCCAAUGGAAAAUCCAGUCACAACAUUCUCAUGCUUUAGAGGAGAUUGGAUAGGAGUACCUAGCUGUAUACUCCUACCUAGCUAGAUGUAUGGGAGUACCUAGCUGUAUACUCCUCCCUAGCUAGGUUUAUAGGAGUACCUAGCUGUAUACUCCUACCUAGCUAGGUGUAUAGAAGUACCUAGCUGUAUACUCCUACCUAGCUAGGUGUAUAGGAGUACCUAGAUGUAUACUCCUACCCAGCUAGGUGUAUAGGAGUACCUAGCUGUAUACUCCUACCAAGCUAGGUGUAUAGCAGUACCUAGCUGUAUACUCCUACCCAGCUAGGUGUAUAGGAGUACCUAGCUGUAUACUCCUACCUAGCUAGGUGUAUAGGACUCAGGGUCUGACCCAAUUGGCAAUUUUUUUAGGAAACCCAAGUUUACCCGAGGGCAAAAUAGGAUAAAAUAAAAAAUUCGAAAUAA
Eurytemora carolleeae is the source of this 3092-nucleotide messenger RNA. RefSeq lists its product as uncharacterized. The coding region runs from base 127 to 2715 and encodes 862 amino acids. Lineage: Eukaryota; Metazoa; Arthropoda; Copepoda; Calanoida; Temoridae. The record is from RefSeq and is a predicted model, not a curated record. The transcript has 27 exons.